AUGCAUUAUGAGAGAAAUAUUGUUGUGAUAAAGGAAGACUCAUUACUUGUUGUAGGAUUCAAGGAUCAACUGCUUUGUAGGGUUGGGAAUGGAAAUAAUACCCGGUUUUGGAUGGACCCAUGGGUUAAUUUCAAACCUCUGAGCAUCCAGUUUUCUCGGUUGUUUGCGAUGAGCAGUAAUAAAUUGGCACUGAUUUUGGAUACAAGAUUGUUUAUGAGGGACAAAUGGGUUUGGGACCUUUCGUUUAGGCGAGCUUUCUUUAGGUGGGAGCUAGAGUUGUAUACCACAUUUCUUAACAUGAUCAACUCUAUAACACCAGCCAAAGAAUCAGAAGAUUACUUGAUGUGGAAGUGCCAACGGAUUGUUUGGUGUGGAAGUGCCAACGGAUUUUUCACGGUUCGCGGGUUGUGCAUUUGGGUUUAUGAGAAUGUGCAGGCGGAGGAUUCAGUCAUAAUACCAGAAAAGAUUAAGAAAAUUCUGCCUCCAAAGGUGAGUCUAUUGUUCUCGAAAGUGUGUCAUAAUAAGUUAGCUACAAAAGCAAACUUGAGAAGGAGAGGGGUGUUACACGAUGAUCAUGGCUUGUGCUGUUUCUGCAAUCUCAGGGAAGAAAAUAAUCAUCACCUAUUUUUUCUCUGCUCUCGUAUAAGAGAUUUCUGGUAUAACAUAAUGAAAGGUGUGGGGAUGUCAUGGUCAAGUCCAGAGUCAUUGUUGACCUUAAAGGAGGAAUGGGAAACACAUGGAAGUGGGGAUAACACAAUAUGGGAAACACUUGUCUGGGCAAUUUGA
This is a messenger RNA of Lotus japonicus, 786 nucleotides long. RefSeq lists its product as uncharacterized. Bases 1 to 786 code for a protein of 261 amino acids. The transcript has a single exon. The record is from RefSeq and is a predicted model, not a curated record. NCBI's taxonomy places the organism in Eukaryota, Viridiplantae, Streptophyta, Magnoliopsida, Fabales, Fabaceae.